Messenger RNA from Dracunculus medinensis (Guinea worm), 666 nucleotides. NCBI's taxonomy places the organism in Eukaryota, Metazoa, Nematoda, Chromadorea, Rhabditida, Dracunculidae. The record is from the annotation of a GenBank genome assembly.
AUGGUCAAUGAAAAUAAUUCGUCAAAUAUUGAUUUUUUUGAUUCGAUGCGAAAAAUUUUUGAUAGCGUUGAUUUGAAUCGGUCUGGAUUCGCUCCUUACGAACGGCUGUGUGCCAAAUGUGAAGAUCGUCAUUUUUCUCCUCAGUUUCCUCCUUCAUUUUUCACCUUUGUUCGACGCUUUUGCCUUCCAAAUGGUUGUAUAACAUUUGAAAGCUUUAUAACAGCUGCGUACCAGUCCUUUACCGAGCAGAAUUCGCAUAACCACGAUGUUGAGAAAAGAAAAUUUGGACCAAAAAUGGGGCUGAUUGGCUUGGAUUGGAAAACUGUUCAUAAUAAUCAGUCUGCUGUAACGAGUAAAAAUGCACUGGAGAACUAAGAUCAAAAAAAGCAAAAUGAAUACAAUCGAUCAUCGUAUAUCCGGUAUCGACCUCAAAGUACCAAUUCUUUUGCUUCAAUCGUAUCAUCGGGAAUGGGUGAAAUCCAGAAUUCGUAUGCUUCGCCCAAAUCAGUACCGCUUGUUAGACCAAAUUUUCACGAACAGCCCCAGGUGGUAAGUAUUGUCAAUAUACCAAUAAGCUUGAGAUUUCCGUUGAAUGCAUUUAAAAUGAAAUGGAAUGGGAAACACACGAAAUAUCAAAGAGAUGGCGAUGCUCGAACCAAAAAUUGA